Molecule: messenger RNA, 1599 nt
Organism: Diabrotica balteata
Lineage: Eukaryota; Metazoa; Arthropoda; Insecta; Coleoptera; Chrysomelidae
Source: the annotation of a GenBank genome assembly
GAACAGAACUAAAAUAAAGCUGUCACAAUGGCUAAAAAGGGUCAGCAAGUGCAACUUCAGGCCGAGCUGAAUACGGACGAAGAAUGGGAAAAGUUUUUGGCGAAAGAUGGUUUACUAGUUAUAGACGUUUACUCAGACUGGUGUGGACCUUGUUCUGGAAUGGCAGCAAAUCUUAAAAAAAUUAAAUUAGACCAAGGAGGAGAUUUACUGCAAUUAGCAAUAGCAAAAAGUGACAACAUUGAACAGCUAUCACGAUUUCGAGGAAGAAGUGAACCAACUUGGUUAUUUGUAUCUAAAGGUAAAAAAGUUAAUUUACUCUUUGGUUGUAAUGCACCACAAUUGACGCGUCUCAUCUUAGAGGAACUAAAAAAUGAAGAACAAGCCGUAAGUGGAGAAAAACCAAGGGAAUAUGUUUCGGAAAUAACCGACUUAGACGAAAUCGAAAUACAAAGACAUGAGGCCGCAGAAGCCAUUGUUAGAGCCGCCAGAGAGAAAGAAGAAGCAAAAAGAGAAAAAGAAUUUCACGAGAGAAAAGUAGCAGAGUGCAACAAUAUACUAGAAAAUUUAUCACACUUGGGUACCAUACUCAUAUUUCCGAGCGGAAGAGAUAGAUAUCACGACGCUUUAGAUGAUCUACUUAAAGAAGCCAGCGUUAUUGCUACUCAAACUGAAAAGGUAAAUAUGACUGAAGAAAAACUAGAACAAAUGUUAUAUUUUCAAGAAAUGCAAGAAGAAGAAGACUAUCUAUUUGAUGAAUACUCACUAUAUGAUCUUUAUAACAAUCAAUGUCUUAUAAUUGUGGUCAAACCUAGUCAUGGUGCAGAGAUCGAAGACAUGGAUCAACUACUACUAGAAAUUAUUUACGGACCAACAAUGAAACCUCCAGGUUCUGAGGAUUGUCCAUACAGAAAAAUGCUUAGUGAAGCCGUAGAUGAAGAAAGUGGAGAACCAAUUAAAUUGACCGGUAUAUGGGCCCCGUCUAUAGCAUGCGUUAAAGCCACAAUUCUAAGGAUGUUUUUUCCUAAAUUGGCUUCAUCGUACGAAAUACCCGAACCGGAACCUGAACCCGAACAUUUGGCUGUUGUAUUCGAUACCAGAAAAAUUCGUGACGCCCUCCAUGUAAUGAGUCAGUGGCCAGACCAAGUUAUGCAUUAUGGUUUUUUCUCAAAGGAGGAUCCUCAUGAUACGGAAUUGAUUGCUAAAAGCGUUCAAAGAUUAGACAAGGCAUCGUACAGAGAGAAAAGAACAUUCCAAGAAAAGUUGAUUAUCCAGUUAUCGAAAAAGAAAAGCGAAUGUGUGUUAGCUUUCGCUCAAAUUGGACCAAGCUAUAUUUCACCGAAUCCUCAAGAAGGCGCUAAAGAAUGUCAAUUAUUCUUUCCCGAUGAUUAUGCUGAAUCACUUACUGAAGAAGAACAAGUCUUUAUGGAAGAAAUUGAAAUGGAAGCAGAAGCUGUGGAAGAAGAAACUAAAGUGGAAGAAGAAAGAGAAAGUGAAGAACAAGAAAUUGAAGAAGAAAUGUGGGAGGAAGGAAUAGAGGAGGAAUUAGAUUUUGAUAUGUUUGACUUUUAGUAUAUAACAAAUAAAAUAAUACAAAGUUAU